AUGAUGCAUGAAAGUUGCCACAAACGACAGGAGCAGGUUACAGAAGAAGAAGUCUACAGCAGGAGAGCACAUUGCACCAAGGGUCUCGGACACAAGAUGAGCUUCCAACGCCCACGAGAGUGGACGUCAGUCCCGGAGUACAACGAUAUCAUCGAUCGGCUUUUUUCUGUGUGGGACAACUCGCCUUCUGCUCAGGAAGACUGGAAAUCUGUGAGAGGAGGAGAAUCACAUGUGGUGGACAUUCAGCCUGAUCUGCAUGGGCCGGUCAAGAUGGCGAGAGGUCAAGGCUUUAUCCGCGCUACCCCGCAAGAAGUCUUCCAGGUCCUCCUUCACGUGGAGCGACGGCCGGAUUGGGAUGAUCUUUGUGACUACGGGAGCCAAGUUCGCCAGCUUGGGGACAACGCGGACAUUGUUUAUCUGUCUUAUCAAGGAAAGUUGGGAGUGUGCGCGAGAGACCUCUGCCUCCUCAGAGGUUGGCUUCAGAACCCUGACGGCAGCGCGAUCCUAGUUGCCCAUUCGAUAGAGUGCGGGGAUGUUCCGAAAGUAGCGGGGAAGGUGAGAGCUGGGCAAGAGAACGAGGAUGGGAUGGGAGACGAGGAGCAGGGAGUGGGAGAGGGGACAUGGGUGAGAGCAGAGUGUCACGACUGCGCGUACAUGAUCACGCCGAUGGAGGACGGAUGUUUGUUCUCGUAUGCCAUUCAGCUGGACAUGAAGGGAUACGUUCCUCUCUUCUUCUCGAAUCUCAUUCAAACUCAACACCCUCUUAUCAUCUCCAUGCUCAGAAAAAACCUCGAGAUCCCGUCAAUUGUAUUGGUCUCACAUGUCCCCGAUUCACAUGACAGCUGCCUUGCGAUCCGGGUUGGCAAGCGAUCAGCAUACAAGUAG
Guillardia theta CCMP2712 is the source of this 885-nucleotide messenger RNA. RefSeq lists its product as hypothetical. The transcript has 8 exons. Bases 1 to 885 code for a protein of 294 amino acids. The record is from RefSeq and is a predicted model, not a curated record. NCBI's taxonomy places the organism in Eukaryota, Cryptophyceae, Pyrenomonadales, Geminigeraceae. Gene Ontology annotation, molecular function: lipid binding.